Messenger RNA from Lolium rigidum, 985 nucleotides. Its product is annotated as dormancy-associated protein homolog 3-like. The record is from RefSeq and is a predicted model, not a curated record. The transcript has 3 exons. The coding region runs from base 94 to 510 and encodes 138 amino acids. NCBI's taxonomy places the organism in Eukaryota, Viridiplantae, Streptophyta, Magnoliopsida, Poales, Poaceae.
UCCAGAUCCGAAAACUUGGGGGAGACUGCUACUGGUAGUUGGCUGCUCUGCUCGGAUCGAUCCGUCCACCUCAGUGGCACUUCGGUAAUUAGCAUGGGCCUCCUCGACAAGCUCUGGGACGACACCGUCGCCGGCCCGCAGCCCGACUCCGGCCUCGGCCGCCUCCGCAAGCUCGCCGCCCGCCCCGCCGCCGUCAAGAUCAACGAUGUGGCUCCGGACGCCGCGACGGUGAUCCCGCCGACGACGCCGGCCGGCGGCGAGGACGCGCCGAUGAAGGUCACGCGCAGCAUCAUGAUCAAGCGCCCGGCGGGGUACCCCUCGUCGCCCAGGAGCGCGGCCAGCACGCCGCCGGUCUCGCCGCUAGGGUCCACGCCGCCCAUCUCCCCGUUCGCCAUGUCCCCGUUCGCCGGCGGCGGUGGUCGCUUCAGAAGGAAAUCAUCUUCGGACGCAUACGAGAGGGCAACACCACCAGGACCAUCGACCAGCCACCCUCCCCCGUUUGAAGUGUGACCGCCCGGCGUGCUCAUGCUCGUUUUUGCUCCUCGACCGGCAUCUACUAAACUAAACGUAAGGCAGAGGAGAAUGAAGGGAGGACAUAUCAUAACUGGAGAAAUCAAGAAAACGUGAGGGUCUGCCUUACCUCUACUGUGAUAAUAUGUAGAUAUGUGUGUAGUGUUUUCCUUCUACCAUAUAUGCAGUGCGUGUGGGUAUGGUUAUGUGUAGAGAAGGUGCUGAAUGUUGUUGCUAGUGUGCUGUGUUAGCAUGUACCUAGGUCACUUAUGGGCUGCGUAGAGCUAGCUUUGGCACAUAGCUCCUCGUUUGUGUUCUGUCUACUACUGUUGCGUGCGGGACUCGUCUUGUCGUUGCUUCGUGUUUGUUUGUGGACCGUGGAGGAUGUUGUUAUGUAAAGCAGGGGGUGUCUAGCGAGGUACCAGUGUAGUAUGUGUAAUUUUGCUUGAUGGGGUUAUCUAGUUUCAGUGUAUUA